Messenger RNA from Trifolium pratense (red clover), 885 nucleotides. RefSeq lists its product as uncharacterized. NCBI's taxonomy places the organism in Eukaryota, Viridiplantae, Streptophyta, Magnoliopsida, Fabales, Fabaceae. The record is from RefSeq and is a predicted model, not a curated record. Bases 1 to 885 code for a protein of 294 amino acids. The transcript is spliced from 4 exons.
AUGGAAGUACAAAAGCAUAGAGCCCUUGUUCAUUUCUUAAAGAGGUGUAACAAACGUAUUGAAUUUCUCUUCCAAUGUAUGGAUCAAAUUUUGAGAGUCAAUGAUCCUGAAAUUUCGGUUGUCGACUAUGAUGAGAAUGAUAUUGUGUUGCCAUAUGUCAAGCGUGAUAUGCUCAUGCUUGUGAAUCAAAUACCUAUGAAGGUUCUUCAUAUAUUGACUAAGGUUGAAACCGAGGUUGACGAGGAAGAUGAUUAUGAGUUAAACAAGAAAAUCAUAAAGUUGUUAAACCCAAUAUUCAUGGAAGAUACCUCCUCGAACGAGAAAAUCAAAGAGUUGGGGAAAUGCAUGCGUGUAUUGGACUUGUAUAGAAAAAGUCUAAUACUAGAAGAACCAAGCUACGCACCACCACCACCCAAGCCCCAAAAAACCAAAGAAAAUUGUUUAUGUUUAGAGGCAGGUAACGAGAUAACAUCGUUUAUAUUCUUAAUGGACACUAUUGUCGACAGUGCUAUGGACGUUCCAAUUCUUAGCCGGAGUGGGAUCCUGAUCAAUGCUCUUGGGAAUGACAAAGUUGUUGCCAAAUUAUUCAACUCAAUGUCCAAAGAAAUCCCCGUAGAACGCGGUGGACAUCUUGUUAUUGUGCGGAAUAGUAUGAAUCUGUAUUGUAAGAAACCAUGGAAAAAUUGGCGUGCUUGUCUCAUUCAUGCUUAUUUUAGGAACCCUUGGGCUAUAGUGUCGCUUGUUGCUGCUAUCUUUCUUUUUGCUCUUACUAUAAUUCAAACUAUAUACACGGUUCGCCAAUUUGAUCAAAACCCAAGUCCAAGUCCAAGCCCGACCAAGUCACCUAGUUUUCCGGUUACUCCGAGGCCUCACCGUCGUCCAUAA